Molecule: messenger RNA, 5668 nt
Organism: Lucilia cuprina (Australian sheep blowfly)
Lineage: Eukaryota; Metazoa; Arthropoda; Insecta; Diptera; Calliphoridae
Product: chromosomal serine/threonine-protein kinase JIL-1
Exons: 9
Coding region: 1506-5510 (1334 amino acids)
Biological process (GO): regulation of DNA-templated transcription; protein phosphorylation
Molecular function (GO): protein serine/threonine kinase activity; ATP binding
Source: RefSeq, a predicted model, not a curated record
UAAUUUGAACCUGCUGUCAUCCUUUAAUAAUUUGCCUUGAAAAAAAUAUUUUUUAACGCCGUUUUUAUAUAGUCAGGCUUUGAUGUUUUUAUCAGUCAUUCAAGACUAUAAUGUUGCCAUAUUUACAAAUUAAUACAUAUGGUUAAAUUUAACAACAAAGCCGCUUAAGCAGAUUACGAAAAAUUAGCUAUUUUUUAUAAAAAAUGUUUUUUUUUAAAGUUUCGACGAUUUUUAUUCAAAAAAUCUGGCAACCAUGUCAACUAAUAAUCGUCCAUUUUGGCAUUUUAAAAAUAUCUACGCAGUCGGGAAGUAUAAUAAUUCGUGGCCGUCGUCUUUAAAUUGAGUGAAAAUAUUACAAAACUAUUAAAAAUACUAUUAUUUAAUAGAAAAAACAACAAACAAUAUAAAAUAGUGGUACCAAUAACAGCUAUUCAAUGGAAAAAAGCACAAUUUGAAUUAUUGUAAGAAUGAAAUACCUGCAAAAGCAAUUACUUUUAUUUGUUAACAAUGUGUUCUUUUUUUUAAAUUGUGAAAAUGUAUAUACGAAAGGAACUUGAAUAAAUAUAAAUUUCAUUAUUGGAAGCAGCAGAAUAGAAAUAAAAAUACAAAAAAAUAAAUCCAUGGUAAACACCACUUUAUAUUUAGUCAGUAUUCAAUUUAACUCAUCUUAUUAACCCACAAAAUACUACGAAUGCAGUAAUAUAGUGUAUAUAGAGAAAAAAAUAAAGGAAAGAAAAUAAUUCUUUGUAGUGCAUUGCAUUAUUAAAUGUAGCUAGCUGUCAUUACAUACGAAUAUGAUUACCAAAGCAAACUUUCGAAAAGUCAAAUAAAUAUUGCAUUCGUGUGUGAGUUAUUGAAUGAGUAGAAGUAUGUGUGUGCGUGUGUUUAUUUGACACGACAACAGAUCAGCAGCAGCAGCAACAGCAGGGGGAAUCGGAAAAUAUUAUGAACAAAAUGAAAACGCGUGUUAUAUUAUCAGAAAAGAAAAACAAAAACUAUCAAAAUUAUUUAAAAAAUUACCAAAAAUAAGUGAAUUACAUAUAAUUAAAACAACAAUACAUUUGUAAAUUGUUUAACAUAUUUUUUUUAUUUGUGAAAACACUCUCUUGUGACUGACUGUCAUAUGUAUGCGGGUUUCACCUUGUAGCCAGUGUGUCAGUCCAUUUUGUUGUAUACCUACUAUACUAAUCUUUAUGUGGUGUGGUGUAUAUAUAAAUAAGAUAAAAAAUUUCAUUGCAAAUGUUUUCUGGUGUUGGUGAACUGAACACCAAAUAAAUACAUAUAUGUACAUAUAGUUAACAUAUCCUAAAAUAAAUCCUUUUAACAAAAAGAUUCAUUCUCAACAACUUGAUCAUCAAGUAUCAAACAAUUUCCAAAUUUAAAACGUAGAAAAUUACGUUAAAAUUCUUUUUAAAACAAAUAAUUUGACUUACCUUGUUCUAAGAGGGUAAUUGAAAUUGAAACACAAAUUUUUACUUCACUAAGUGUCUACAUUGCUAAAUGCAAUGAAUCGGUAUCAAAACAAAAAUAAAAAUUCAACCAGUAACGCUGGCGGUGGAGCUUACGGAAAAAUGUCCACCCGACGUCAAAUGGAACACGAAAGUGGCUAUUAUGAAGAUGUACCAGAAGAUUGUUAUAACUAUAACGCAAAUAGCGGAGGCUCAGGAAAACGUCCAAGACAAAUGUCCAAUGAAGCAUUAUAUGGCAGUGAUAAAAAGUAUAAAUCUCAAGUGACGCAUCCAAAUAUGACUGGAAACAAAAAGAAAAAUACGUCCUCAUCAACAGCGUCAUAUGGUGGUCUUGGUAUGACUAAAAAGAGUCGCAACGUUCCUGAAGUUAACAGUAAUGGUGCAGUUAAAACGGCGACGACAACAACAUAUCACACACAGAAUCUUUGCUCGAAAAAAAGUAAUACCAUUAAAAGCAACAAUAACAAUAAUACCACAAGCAACAUAAACAAAGAAGCAAAACUUAAAAAUGUUGCUGGUAUUAAUACCAAAUUGUGUCUAAAUGCUACAAAUUACAAUGACUACUCCCAUAAUAAUAACAAUAAUAAUAAUAACUAUGGAAUAUCUAUGGAAAAGAAUCAUCAUGCAAAUGAUUUGGUAAAGAAUACAACCACAGUUGAUAUGAAUGAAAUUGUUGAAGUUCCUGACAGCGAUAGCGAAGAGGAAGCUGAAGCAGCUACAUCUUUAGUUAGUAAAACAAAGGCAAAAAUUAAAAACGGUAGAGCCAGUAACUCCAUAAAAUGUGUACCCACAUAUGUGGUCAGUGGUAGCAGCAGUAAUAGCAAUCAUUCUAUACAAAAUUUUCACGAACAACAGGCAUCCAGCUCAAAAAUACAAACAUAUAACAAUAAUAACAACAACCAUACUACUAGCAGCAAUAAGGAAGUUAAACAAAAGGAAACAACCGCUGAUAAUGAGUCAAAUAGUAAUCCCAAUGCCGAUCUCGAACGUUUACAACGUGAAAUAGAAGAUGUCACACAAGUUCAUACAAGUUGCAUUGUUGGUGAUGAUGAAAAAGUUAACCUAUCGCACUUCGAACUUAUACGAGUUUUGGGUACAGGAGCUUAUGGCAAAGUUUUUCUUGUGCGUAAAAAUGGUGGUGACGAUAAUGACCAAUUAUAUGCUAUGAAAGUUUUGAAAAAAGACACCGUAGUUCAAAAGAAAAAGACUGCCGAACAUACAACCACAGAAAGACAGGUACUUGAGGCUAUACAGCAAAGUCCAUUUCUUGUUGGAUUACAUUAUGCAUUUCAAACGGAUUCAAAGCUAUAUUUAGUUUUAGAUUAUGUCAGUGGUGGUGAGCUUUUUACACAUCUAUAUAAGGCAGAGCAUUUUUCAGAAUCGACAGUUCGUGUUUAUAUCGCUGAGGUCGUUUUAGCUCUUGAACAUUUACAUAAACUUGGCAUUAUCUAUCGGGAUAUUAAAUUAGAAAAUAUAUUACUGGAUGGUCAAGGUCAUAUUGUUCUGGCCGAUUUUGGUCUUUCGAAAAUCUUUGCACCUGACUCGGAUCAUCGAGCUCAUAGUUUUUGUGGUACCCUAGAGUAUAUGGCACCCGAGAUUAUAAGAGCUGGGCCAAAUGGUCAUGAUUUAGCUGUAGACUGGUGGUCAGUGGGUGUACUAACAUAUGAACUUUUAACGGGUGCUUCGCCCUUUACUGUUGUGGAGCAGCAGAAUUCUCAAAGCGACAUUUCUCGUCGUAUACAAAAAGUAGAUCCUGUGCUGCCGCCCACACUAGGGGAAAAUGUUAAAGAUUUUAUAUUGAAAAUGUUGCAUAAAGAUCCGAAAAAACGUUUAGGUGGCAAUAGCCGCAAUGCAGCAGAAAUAAAAAAUCAUCCAUUUUUCCGCGGCAUUAAUUGGAAUGAGUUGAAAAGUAAACGCCGAAAAGCACCAUUUAAACCGACAUUGGACAGCGAAGACGAUACUCAAAACUUUAGUGAAGAAUUCACUAAACAGCCAGUAAUAGAUUCGCCGGCUCCAGUGCCUGUAAAUACUCAUAGACUAUUUCGUGGUUAUUCUUAUGUGGCACCACAACAUCGUAAAAAGCUUUUGGAAAGAGAAAGAAUUCCCGAAUUCUUUGAGGAAUAUUGUAGUGAGCCAGUUUUGUCACCAACUCCUGCUCCUGAUAAUAUACAACUAAAACAAUUAUGUGGCAAUGGUGCUUUUGGUAAUUGUUAUUUAGGCGUGGAUGAAAUGGAUGAUAGAAUUUUUGCUAUCAAAGUUAUACCCGAAACUAAUUAUCGCCCUGCUGAAGUUGAUGCCCUAAUAGCUUGCGCUCAAGAUGAACAUCCCUCAAUUGCACAAUUCUUUGCUGUUUAUCGUAAAGAUUCAGACAUAUGGAUUAUUCAGGAAUUCGUAGAAGGAUGUGAACUUUCUAAUCAAAUAAUGCAAUCCGAAUGUGGACUUGAUGAGCUGUUGUGCAGUGACAUAUUUAAUAAAUUGGUGCAGGCUGUACAUUAUAUUCAUGAGAAGAAAUUCAUACAUGGAGAUGUUAAACCAGAAAACAUUAUACUUACCGUAGACGAUAUGAUUAAACUGGUGGAUUUUGGAGCAGCAUGUUAUCACGGCAAUGUUAAGAGUUGGCAUGAUAAGCCUCGCUUUACAAUUGACUAUGCUCCGCCAGAAAUGCUACAAAACCCCGAUUAUGCCACAUAUACAGAGUCUUUGGAUAUUUGGUGUUUAGGUGCUACUUUGUUUACCAUGUAUAUGGGUCAUUCACCCUUUCGGCAGGGCCGAGGGGAUCGCCAGGUAAGCUACGAAAUGCUAAAGCAACGUAUUCUAAACGAGGCCAUGUACACCGAGUCUGAGCGUUGGCAACAGGCCUCGGAAGAAUUAAAACAUUUACUACAAGGCUGUAUGGAAAAGGAUGUAAAGAAACGCUUAACACUUCUUCAAAUACUACAACAUCCUUGGUUCGAUGUAACCAUUAAACAAAAGGCAUUGCUACCGAUAGCAACUGAAAGUUACGAAUGUGAUCUUUAUAACACAGAUGACAUUCGUAAUACAAGAACGGAUAUAACGGAAUCCAACAUUAAAGAGGAAGAGGAACAGGAGGAAGAGGUCGCUAUUGACACCUGUUCUAGAACUGAAGAGGAGGAAGAGGAGAAGCAUAUACUUGAAGAUCUCGAAGAAGUUGACUUAAGACAGCAAAGUUUGCAAUCAGAAGGUGAUGUUACAAGUGGUUUAGGCCAAAGCAAAUCUUCUGAUGAAAAUAGUUUAACAGCAAUGGAAACUGAUGAAGUUUCUUCGGCAGAUAUACAUGUCAUACGUGAUGAAGAAUUAACUGUAAAUGGCUGUCCUCCUGAAAGUCUAACGGAUUUGGAUGAUUUCCAAGGUUUCGAUGAAAAUAUGCCACCCAUAACAAGUUGGCUACUAGACGUAAGUAAAUUUAUUAUUUUCGACAAAGUCAGACAAAUUAUCGGCCGAACUAGUGUGGCACGUAGCAGACAAACUAAACAAAAUGUCACAAGUGCGCCACCGCCAAUAACGCGGCGUUCAAUGCGCAGAGAAACAAAUCUUAACAAGAUCACUAAACCCUUACUAGCCAAUAACAAAAAUAGAUCUCCUCCAAGAUCCCAACAACAACAACAGAAAGAAACAUUAUCAUCCACCCCACGUAAAACCCGAAGUGCAAUUAUCAAUAAAGAAUGUGUGCCCGAUGUAUGGACGCCUGAAGAGUUUUCUGGUUUCGAUGAACAGGAACGCAAACGUUUGGCUUUGAAAACCAAGAGUAGUUGGCGUAUGUUCUGUACAAUACUGCACAGUACACAAAUGUCUUUAAAAUACUUUAAUUUCGAUCGAAGAGUCUAUAAUCGGACACUGGAAGAUAAUAGUGAGGAAAUUAAAUCUAAUAAAAAUAAAACUUCAACAAGAAAACAACAAAUAACAACGCCGCCCAUGCCACAAGUAACAACAACAGCAACAACCAGGGAGGUUUCACUAGCAUGUCGUAAACAACCCAGUCGUUUAGCUCGUGCCCAACGGGCCCGUUAUGUUUUUGAAUGAUUGCUGUAUAAUAUAUAUUUCAUAAAAUAUCCGGACAGUCCUACUUACAUUUGGCUGUUUUUAGUUUCAAUUUAAACUUUUCUUACAAUUGACGGUUCUCUGCUGAAUGUGUAAUUUUAAUUAGUUUUCAUUUAUUAUUAUUUUUAUUUUUUUUUUUU